CGCACAUCGUCAUUGUUCGUAAAGUGAUUGAAACGUUCAAGGCACUAAAAAUUCUACAUAUUUUAAUUUGCAAUUAAUUUGAUAAAAAUGUCAAAAAAAGUAAGAAAUGGAUUUUACUUCUUUAUGCUUGAUUUUAAAGCGAGAGAAGAAAAUUUAGGUCGAAAGUUUCCUGAUGGAAUCAAAGAAAUCCAAAAAAAUUCAAAAUGUUCUCAAGAAUGGAUUGCUUUGAGUGAUGAGCAGAAGAAGGAAUAUAAUGACAGAGCAAAACAAGAAAAAGCAAUGCAACGAAGAACUACAAAACCGUUAACUACUAUUGGAGAAUCAAUAGAUUCAGUUCAAAAGCAACAAAUAUCAAAGUUAAAAUAUGAAGAAGAUAUGAAACAAUAUAUUGAUAAUGUAAUUGAACAAGCAGAUUUACUUAAUGCGGUUGAUACAAUUCCAUUCUACUUCAUUCAUGUCAACUACUUUUAUACUAAAACAGCACUGGAUUCAACAGUCGAUUAUAUUCCAGCCGAAUUUGCGGUUUGCGAAUUUUCGAUAAAAAGUGGAGCUUCAAGACUUUAUCAUCAGAUCAUUAACACACAAAUUGAACUAGGAUAUGCACGAGAAGCUGCAGAAGUCAGUGAUACUACACAUAAGCUUAAUAAUGACUUGCCUGAAGGAGAAGAAGAUUACAAAAUUAUGUGCAAUAAACUCAUUCAUUUUUUAAAACAUCAAAUGACAUCUGAUAAUAAACUACCUCCAUUAUACACCACUGAUAACUUUAAAACAGUCGUGCCUUGCUUGCUCAGAAGAAUGACAGCUGCUGCCGAAAUCCCUGACAAUACCUUUGAUUUGUAUUCGUUAGAAUACUUAUUUGGUAGUUACAUGAAGUAUCUAAAUCCUGAUUUCCCUGCGAGUGUCACUCCAUCGGUCCUUGCUGAAGUUGAACUUACUAACGGUUCAAUAACAUUUGCUUGGGCACCUAAAAUUGAGUGUUCGUACCAUUUAGGCAUUGAAGGAACGAAGCCUUUUUGUAGCCAAGCCAUUCUUCACCAAUGGAUUUUUACAUUUUGUGAUUAUUGUUGUCCACGAUUGAAAAUCGCAAUGCGUCCAGGGAUUAAUUGUCCAGAAAGUGAAAAAGACCAAGAGUGUAGUGCAUUAAGUGACAGUUUGCAAUAUUUGAGUUUAAAAGAAAAAGCCGGCAAAUUGAAAUCUGAAACUGGGGUGUCACGAGAAUAUCAAGAAAGAGUAUCUUUUCGUACAGCAAAAGAAGAAGAAGAACGACGAAGAAAAGAUACUAAACUGACUAUUAUUGACCACAGUAAACUUGCUGGAAAUACUGUUCCGUUUGUUGAUGAAACAUAUAAGCCACUUAAACAAAUGAGACGACCACGAACAUUGGCUAAAAUUCUUGAUGAUCAACAAAAAACUGCAUUCACUGAUAAAGACUUUCCUAGCAUUAGACAUGCUAGAGGUAGAAAAAAUUAAUCCUAAAAUUUACUAAAUGAUUGAAAACUAUCAAGUAGAAUUACAAUCUUAUGACAUAAACGCAUAAUAUUCUUUGUUUCCAUUUAAUAGUAAAUUCAAUCACUUUUUUUGGAUGUAUAACUGAAUUUGAUGAAUAUUUUUUAUAAAGCUCCACUCUAUAUAUGUAUAAGAGUGAAUCAGAUUCUUAACUUAUG
Molecule: messenger RNA, 1664 nt
Organism: Chelonus insularis
Lineage: Eukaryota; Metazoa; Arthropoda; Insecta; Hymenoptera; Braconidae
Product: protein maelstrom 2-like
Exons: 7
Coding region: 88-1470 (460 amino acids)
Biological process (GO): regulation of miRNA-mediated gene silencing; spermatogenesis; piRNA processing
Cellular component (GO): P granule; nucleus
Molecular function (GO): sequence-specific DNA binding
Source: RefSeq, a predicted model, not a curated record